CCGCGUUCCCCUCACAGUGAACGCGCACGACAGCGCGUAGACCGUCUCCCUCCCUGCUGUUGGUUAUCAGUGUAAAGAAAUGGCUGCUCUAAGCAAAAUACCGCACAACUGCUACGAGAUUGGUCAUACCUGGAACCCGUCGUGUGUGCAGUCUGCUUUGGAUAUAACCAGGGGUGCUCUGGAGGUCUCCUUCAAAAUAUACGUCCCUCUUUACUUGAUAGCAGCAGUUCUAAGGAGAAGAAAGAAGGAUUACUAUUUAAAAAGGCUUCUCCCUGAGAUCCUAUGGUCUACCUCUUUCCUCACUGCCAAUGGAAGUCUCUACAUUGUUUUCUUCUGCAUUCUCAGGAAACUAUUGGGAGGGUUCUACUCCUGGUCUGCUGGGUUUGGCGCGGCACUGCCUGCCUCCUACAUUGCCAUCCUCCUGGAGCGCAAGAGCAGGAGAGGGCUACUGACAAUAUACAUGACAAAUCUUGCCAUUGAGACUUUGUUCCGCAUGGCAGUGACACGAGGCAUCAUCAAACCCAUCGGACAUGGCGAGGUGCUCUUGUUCUGCAUAACUGCAUCACUCUACAUGUUCUUCUUCAGGAGUAAAGAUGGUCUCAAAGGCUUUGCAUUCUCUGCAUUAAAGUUCAUCAUUGGGAAAGAAGAGAUUCCAACUCACUCUGUCACAUCAGAACACAUCUGCACAAGGCCCAUUGAGAGGACAGCUGCUGUAGAGACGCAGGAUUUACAGGUGUCAGCAGACAGGACCAGCUCCAGGAGGAAAACUCUGGUAACUGCUGUCAGGGAACUGCUAGAAUCAAUAUGCAAAAAGGGUCCAAGACACAGAUGUUGUAAACAUUACCAAGACAACUGCAUUGCCUACUGUGUUAAAGGUUUUGUCAGGAUGUUCAGUGUUGGCUACCUGAUUCAGUGUUGUCUUAAAGUGCCCUCAGCAUUCAGGCAGAUGUUCUCUAAACCCUCACGUCUCCCCUCCGUCUUCUACAACAAAGACAACUUCCAGCUAGGGGCCUUUCUAGGAUCUUUUGUCAGUAUCUACAAGGGAACAAGCUGCUUGUUGCGCUGGCUGCGUAACAUUGAUGAUGAACUCCAUGCACUGAUAGCCGGCUUCCUGGCUGGUACCUCAAUGUUCUUCUACAAAAGCACGACAAUAUCCAUGUAUCUCUUCACUAAGCUGGUGGAGACCAUGUACUUCAAGGGCAUUGAGGCCGGACAGUUCCCUUACUUUCCUCAUGCAGACACGGUCCUAUAUGCCAUCUCCACGGCUAUCUGUUUCCAAGCUGCUGUGAUGGAAGUGCAGAACCUCAGGCCUACAUACUGGAAGUUCCUGCUGCGGUUAACUAAGGGCAGGUUUACUCUGAUGAACCGACAGUUGCUCGAUGUAUUUGGGACUCACGCCUCCAGGGACUUUAAAGGCUUUGUGCCCAAACUGGACCCUCGUUUCACCACAGUGCUUCCACCAGGAGCCGACAUCCAACUGGGAUGACUUGGGAUCAGGCUCUGGGAGGGGCUUUAGGUUACCUUAACAGGAGAUGGACAGUUUGGCUGUUGUUUCUGAGUAACUUAAGGAUUUUUUUUAAAGGUGUUAUAAAAACCUCAGAAGUGGUGAUGUCGUGUUAUGGAAUGGGAUAUGCUGUGGAGGAUGUAAAAGCCCAAGGUCUGCCCAAAGCAGGGUGUCAUGAGUGUCAAGUGCAGUGUUGCACAAGCACAUUUACUGACUGGGAUUAUAUACAGGUAACUGGUAAAAUAAAUGAAAUGCAGAAUUUUGUUUAAAUUGAUGAGUAUAUUAAAAGAAAUAUAUUUUUUAAGUCCUAAUGAAACAAUAGUACAAGACAAAUAAUGGCUUUCUUUUAAUAAGAAACCCACCUGAGUGAUUUUUAUUUAGAUUUUGUCAAGUUGUCAAUUUGCAUUUGGCAGGAUGACAUUAACCUGUUCUACAAGGGAUGGAUGGUAGUAGUAUGGUAGAUAUCCUUAUAGAGUCAGUUCCCCCAAAUCACAAAUAAACUCAAAAAUUGGUUUACUGGAAAAUAAAAAUUAUUUCACUUCGGAUGCAACAACGUUCUUUUUAUCCUUUUAAUCAUAAUGUUUAUUCAUUUUGCAAGUUACCUGUAGGUUUGUACUGAAUGAACUCAGUUUGGUUUUUUGGAUGGCUGCUUUCACAUCAGAGAAACUCACUAAUUCAUCUUUUUGGAAUAGGCACAGUGAUUCCAUGAUUUUGACUCAGAUUUAAGAGGGGAAUGAGUUUGAAAUUAUUACUCCCCGCUGUGUACUUUUUCAAGACAAUGGAUGAAACUUAUGAUAUAUUAUGUAGCCUUAUCAAAUAUUUUAUUCUGUAGUAGACAAUGGGCGAUGUAUUUUGAUUGUGUUCUAUGAUGUACAAAUAUGUAAAACACAAGUGGAAAGUCACCAUUGUUAACCAGUUACUUAAGGUGAUUUGUUUUUCAUAACUUCAUUGAUUUUUAAAUGUAAUUAAGUAUUUUUUUUCCCAAAUCUCUUCCCGUUUUAGUGUUGUUGUGUUUUUUUAACACUUGACAGUAAUGCAAUUGCAAUGGAGUGGGUCACCUUUAUAGAUCCUUAAUGGGGUAAAAGAAAGCAUCUAGGACCAUGCCAAAUUUGGAAGUUAAUUUUGUGUGCAAGAUGGUGAAGGGUGAACAAAAUUGUUUGGUAAUCUAUCAGUUUACAAGACUCUAAUUUACUGUUAUUACAACUCAUUAAGUGGGAAAAAUACCAACAAUUUCACAUUGAAGACAUUGACAGUUAAUACAGCUAAGGAAACAUGUAGUAAAUCCAUUGUUUGCUAGUGAACUGUAUUGAGACUACUAUGUUUACUUUCACACACGAAACCAGGUCAUUCAUAUAGUGUAAGUGUCUUAAAAAGUUAAUGUACAAGAAACAUAUAGUCAUAUAUCAUGCUACAGCUUGAAGAGAUGAUUUGGUCAGAGGUUGAUGGUGCAGUGAGAGCUUGGGAGAGUUAAUCCAUACUGUGUGCAUAUGUCUGAAUUUUACUAAUGACCUGCUUUUAACUGUGCAAACUAACAUGGACCUACAGCGGCAAGUAAUGAUCUUUCCAUUACUCCCACUGCCCUGCUGUCACAAUGAUACUUUUCCAGUCCUCAAGGUUUGGCACAUGGUUGCAAUCAGAAACUUGGUGUCUCUUCCACCUCUGGUUUACACCCUCUAUUUAAUGCAGAAGCUUUAGCUACAGCACUGUACAACACGAUCCAUAUAAUUCAAAGUCUGAAUAAUUUGAAAAUGGUCUUUAAAAUUAAUGUUCUGAUCCACAAAAUAUAUUGUCUGCACAAAUUUUAAAAAGUAGUUACUACAGUCAACUAGAUCAAUCCAUUUGAUUCUGUGGAGGUAUUUGGGUUAGAAAUGACUUGACAAUACAGGCCAAACACAGCUCGAAUUAAAUAUGUGGUUGUGGUUCACAUGAGCUUUAAAAAAAAAACCCAGUGUUGGCUGUAAGCAUUUUAAUUAAUACUUACUGUCAGUUCCAAGGGGAACCCUAUCGCUUAAAAUCCACAUGGAUUGAAAGAUUGUUUACUGAAGAAUUUGGUGCCACAUUGAAGCGUUUGCCUGAGGGUAACAAGGAAUGUGUUUUUGUGAAUAAAAAGCACACAGCUCA
This is a messenger RNA of Siniperca chuatsi (mandarin fish), 3625 nucleotides long. It is a transcript of the gene tmem135, whose product is annotated as transmembrane protein 135. Bases 80 to 1486 code for a protein of 468 amino acids. NCBI's taxonomy places the organism in Eukaryota, Metazoa, Chordata, Actinopteri, Centrarchiformes, Sinipercidae. The record is from RefSeq and is a predicted model, not a curated record. The transcript has 15 exons.